ACCAGGCAAGUGAACCACUAUAUGUCUCAAGGAAGAGCCUUCAGGCGCGUUGUCGCUUUGUUCGACAACAUCGAGGAUCUCGUCGCCGAAAACGACAGGAGAUACGAUGCUGAGGAUGAGGAGACCUCUGUCGAUCAAGAUCGACUACAUGUAGGGUACGUCACCCUAAUGAACACCUUUCCGUGGCUCUAUAAGAAGUGUUCAGAUAUGGAUUAUGAUGACUAUAUACGCAUGUUAAAAUCGCUUAGGCAGGGGGCUGACAGUGCUCGAGGCGAUGAUACCUCCAAGCUGAAGACACUCGUUUCUGAAUGGGUCAACCGCGAAUUCAAACCGAAUCCCCCGGUCGACAUGGACGAUAAACAUACCCGUGGAUUCAUCAAUGAUGCGUGCGGCAAGUUGCUGUGUCUGACUGAGCUUGAUUGGAACAGCCCAGCUGUACGGGCAGGCAUUCGAGAUCGCGCAGAGGGAUAUAUUGUCACGGAUCUUUCUUUUCCAGCUUACUUAUAUGAAAAGUACACCGCCAAUUCGGACAAUUUGGAGGAGGGACUUUUCAAAGGGAAAAUUCUGAUUCAGAGCUACAAAGCUGUCUUCACGUCUCCCUCAUCAGCAAAGGAUGUCGAAGGCAACGGUGAUGGUGCAGAUGUCAUCGAAAAUAACAGACGCACUAAGAAGACUAUUUCAACAAUCAAGGUGAAGAAGCAUGUACGAUUCGCACUCUCGUCUAUUACCUCGUGGCGGUCUGUCGAUGGUGAUUUUGACUAUGUACAAUUUUGGCAGACCAUUGUCGACUUCUUCGAAAGGCCUCCUGGUCGGGAUGCACAGCGCAGGGUCACCAGACUGCUUGAAUGGUGGACCAGGAAGGUUUUCGGAAGGAGUCGCCGUGCAGACCUUACCGACGACGCGAGAGCCAAGAUGUCCGUGAACACUCUAGCAAGGCAGAGGGCACAGAUUGAUGAUGCCGCCUUCGACUCAGACUAG
This is a messenger RNA of Suillus plorans, 978 nucleotides long. RefSeq lists its product as uncharacterized. Lineage: Eukaryota; Fungi; Basidiomycota; Agaricomycetes; Boletales; Suillaceae. The annotation marks the transcript as partial. The record is from RefSeq and is a predicted model, not a curated record. The transcript has 7 exons.